AUGCUUGAACAAUAUUUCUCAAGUUAUGAAAUUUAUAUUAGGGAUAUAAUUGGUGAUGGUAAUUGUUUGUUUCGAGCUGUAAGUGAUCAAUUAUAUGGAAAUAGUGAAAAUCAUGAAAUUAUUAGAUCCUAUUGCAUGGAUUAUAUUGAAAUUAAUAAAGACAAAUUUUCUGAUUUUAUACAUGAAUAUCCUAAUAUAGAUAAUUAUAUUAAUAAUAAACGAUGUUUAGGAGUUUGGGGUGAUAAUAUUGAACUUCAAGCACUUUGUGAAUUAUAUAAUAUACCUAUUCAUAUAUUCCAAAUAGUUGAUGAUAUGAAAUUAAUUACAAAUAAACAAAAUUAUAUAAAAAAUAAUAAAGAUACGAGAUGUAAUUCAAUGAAUUAUAUUAUACAAUCACGUAAUUGUUUUUUACAAAGAAUUGCAAUAAUGACAUCUUCUAAUACAAAUGAUAGAAAAUCCUAUGUUAAAGGAUUAUGGCCAUUAAGAUUACUCUAUUAUGGUGAUACACAUUAUGAUUCUUUAUAUUUUAUUCCUGAUGGUACCCCAUUAGUAUCUAAUUAUCAUCCACGUAUAUCUUAUGAUCCUGGAAUAAUUGAAAAACAUAAAAUCCACGAAAUAAGAAUUAAUAGAAAAUAUGAAAAAUUAACUAAUAAUAAUAAAAAUGAAUAUACUAAUUUUAAUCAAUCUCCAAUAAAAUCAAAAAAAUUUAAUCAAUCAUAUUUAGAUAAUAAAAUUAUAAAUAAUGAUUCUAAUAAAUUAAUUUCAGAUAUAUUAUCAGAUAACAAAAAAACUUUAUCUAAGAAUCUUGAAGAUAAUCUAGAAGAUAAAACUUUGUAUAAAUACUAUAAUAAUAUAAUAAAUAAUCAGAAUAAUAAUAAUGGAUCAUAUUUAUAUAAAAUUUCUACUAUAGAUACUAAAAAGAAAGAUACAGAAUUAACAUGUAUUAAUAAUAAUAGGCGCCAGUAUAAUGAAGAUAAUUAUAAUAAAGAAGAAAAAGAUAAUUUAAAGUAUUCUAAUCCAAAUAAUAUAGAUAAGUAUACUAAUUUAAAACGGAUUGUAUAUCAAUCUUUUAAUUUGGAUAUAUAUAAUCCUCCGAAGACAUUUGAUAGGAAUACUCUUGAUGAUUACAAACGUAAUUCUAACUCCAAUUCUAAUUAUUUAGCAAUAUCAUUAAAUUCAUCAAGUAUUCCUAUAACAGUAAUAUCUAAUAUAUUAAAUAGUCCUGAUAGAUUACAAUAUGAUUGGCUUUUUCCUGAUAUAGAGACAAAUAUUAUUAUAGACUGUGCUUUAAAUAAAAAAACCCAAAAUGAUAAUAAGAAAGAUAAUACAAUAUUUUUAAUUAAGCAUUUUGAUCUUAAUAAUAUAGAGUAUUCUAAAUUAGAUUUGAAUAUUAAUAAUGAGACAGAUGAAGAUAUAUUUAAUGAAGUAGGUGGUCUUAAGGAUUGUGAAUUUAUUAAAUGUAAUGAUUACAUAAAAGAUAAUAUAUAUAAUGAUGGUGAUAAUGAUGAUAAUAAUGACAAUAAUAAUGAUAAUAAUAAUGAACGUGAAAGUUCUCUUGAAAGAUAUAAUUUAUCUCCUUUUGAAGAUAAUAAUCAGAAUAAUGAUAAAGAUGAUAAAUUUGAUAUUGAUUCAAAUAAAUAUAUUGAAAAUAAAUCAUUAUUAAAACAAGAUGAAUUAAUUUAUAAAGAAGAAAAAUUAAGAGGAAGACAAUCAUCAAAAAAAAAUGGUAUAUCAAGAGAAUAUUUUAUUUUUGCUAGAUCAGGUCCUAUUAAUAAAAAUAUUGAUCAAAAUAUAUAUAAAGAAGAAAAUAAAUGUGAUUAUUAUAUAGAAUGUUAUCAAGAUAUAGAUGGAGAGAUAUUUUAUGAAACAAAUGACGAUGAAGAAUUAAUUCAUAAAAGAAAGAAAAGACGUAAUAAUAUAAGAAAGUCUAGUAAACGAGAAUGGGAUAAAAUAAAGAAGAUAAUUGAAGAAAAGGAACAUAGAUAA
Cryptosporidium muris RN66 is the source of this 1986-nucleotide messenger RNA. Its product is annotated as OTU-like cysteine protease family protein. Gene Ontology annotation, biological process: protein deubiquitination. NCBI's taxonomy places the organism in Eukaryota, Apicomplexa, Conoidasida, Eucoccidiorida, Cryptosporidiidae. The record is from RefSeq and is a predicted model, not a curated record. Gene Ontology annotation, molecular function: K63-linked deubiquitinase activity; cysteine-type deubiquitinase activity. Bases 1 to 1986 code for a protein of 661 amino acids. The transcript is spliced from 2 exons.